Dreissena polymorpha is the source of this 773-nucleotide messenger RNA. RefSeq names its product complement C1q-like protein 3. Gene Ontology annotation, molecular function: protein binding. The coding region runs from base 70 to 726 and encodes 218 amino acids. The transcript is spliced from 2 exons. The record is from RefSeq and is a predicted model, not a curated record. NCBI's taxonomy places the organism in Eukaryota, Metazoa, Mollusca, Bivalvia, Myida, Dreissenidae.
UCUCUUAUCAGCACUGGGAAGAACCACAUACACGAGUGGAACCACCGUUUGAUAAUUCAUAGAUACGCAAUGAAUCGCGUAGUUAUAAUCACGUUGCUUGCUGCUGUUUCUUGGGUUUGUAAUUCACACGGGCCCACUGAAACUGGAGCCGAAGUUGAGGAACUUAAAAAUGAAGUGGAAGUUUUGAAAAAGAAAAUAGAAUACCUUGAGAUAGAGAAUGCUAGAUACCAUGAGCUUAGUCUUCGUCUAAGUGCGCUAGAAUCCAAACUAGACCAAGCGGCGAAGAACGAACAGCACAGCAGUUCAAAGCGGCAAAUAAGUGGUACAAUCGCAUUUUCCGCAUGGUUGAAUAGUGAACUGUCAAACCUCGGUCCAGACCACACCAUUCAAUUUCAGAGCGUUACCUUAAAUGAAGGGAACGCUUACAACCCUCACACGGGCGUAUUCACUGUCCCACUGAAUGGCGUCUAUUUCCUUACAUUUACCGCUGAAGAUCAUCGACCUCACCGCCAAUGGUUAAAAUUAGUCGUUGACGGGCAGCUGUACUCGAACGUGGUGUUUGUACCAUCCGCUGGCAAUGCUAUGGGAAGCAACACCGUGUUGGCUCGUCUCAGAAAAGGACAGGCUGUCUGGGUCGCGGUAGAUUCUCGGGAGUCCGGAAAUUCUCUUCAAGGCUGGCCAGACCUGAAAUCCACAACGUUUUCAGGAUUUUAUCUUUACGAAUAAUUACUUAUAUAUCGCGAGAGACAAAUAAAUGGAACAUUAAAGCUUGA